UCGUCAGGACACGAUGACACGCUAUCAACCUCGCCACACGUUUGUCAUUGUAGCCGCUUGACAGCUUUGGGGUUGAGGUCUAUCUGAUCCAGGAACCAUUUCGUGACAGCUUGUAGAAUUACCUACAAUGUAAUUUCAAUAAUGAUUGCUAGUGCACUUUGCAAAUAUUUCAAGAAUAUUCCAAAAGCUCGAAGGGCGUAUGCACCAGUGAGGAUGGGGAGCUGACUGAACUUCACCACUAUCGAUAUGAUUCAUAGUGUACUCAGGGCACAUGUGACCAACCUUUGAACUCAGCUUUAUCGAGAAAGUUAUUUUUUUCUCAACGCAAUGCCGCUAUACAAACAGGUAGUGUUUGGUGGGAAGCAGCCCACGUCUUUUCCCGUCGUUGUUUCCGUGUAACAGGUCAGAAAAGAUGGCACAGAGCACUGACAGAUUAGACAGUAUAAGGGACUGUAGCAUUUGCUUUGAACGCUUUGACACGUCAGAGAGAGUUCCUCGCAUCAUUCAUGAUACAAGUUCCAAGAAACACAUCGCUUGCACAGCCUGUUUAAAACAGAUGUUUCAAACAAAGAAGCGUCUCGACUGUCCAGUAUGCAGGAAGACCAUUGAUGUGGACGGAUCUAUUGACAACCUGCCAGUCUAUGAAGAUGACGUCACUCACUUAAAGCAAGUUGUCAGCUCUGCACUGAAAGAUGCAUGUUCAUCUUGCGGGGAUCCAGCCAUUUCAAGAUGUGAAAACUGUCUUGUGUACUUGUGCGAAGAUUGUCAGAAGGCACACAAGAAAAAUAGGAGUUUUAAAAAUCACAACGUGCGUGCGCUGUCGUCCCUCACAGAAGAGGAAAGGUCAAACUUUGAUGAGAUUAUACUAUGCCCUGAGCCAGAUCAUGGAUUAGCCUUGGAUAUGUAUUGCAAAAAGUGUGAAAUACCUUGUUGCCUGAAAUGUGAGGAACACCAUGGUCAUGGGUAUAUCAAGCUCCGCGAGGUAGUGGAGUUGAAGGGGAGAGCUGUCAAAGAACAUGGAACACGCGCCCUGGAGAAGAGAACACAAAUCCGCAGUGACAUUGAUGUUUUGAACGGAAGAAAGGGGUCGGUGUUUCAACGUCAGAAGCAGUCCCAAGAUGACAUUGGAGGUUCAGUCUCCAGCAUCAUAUCAAAGGUAAAGCUGCACGAGAAGCAACUGCUGGGACGAAUAGUUACUGGAAAUAAGCAGCUGUUAGAAUGGUUUGACGUUGAAAUAAGGAAACGUUCGGGUGUGUUAGAAAUAAUGGACACAGUUGAGCGUUACUUCAAUGAAAAGAGACAGAUUGGGGACACAAAGAAACUGGAGCUUUACCAAAGCAUUGAGAGGGGCCUCCAAGCGUUGGACGAAAUAUCUCCAGAAGUGAGAGCUGUCUAUAAAGAAGAAGGAUGCUCCUUUGUACCAUACACAGAGCGGAUUCAAGACUUUGAUAACUUUGAAAUUGGUCGCAUCAAUAUCCCGCACAUCUUAGAUGACGACCAACUGUCUAACAGGGGGCGUACCAGUUCGGAAAGUAUUGACACAGAAUUGAGAGUUCUUGCCAUCGGAAAGAAGAAAUCUGGUCGAACAAAGACUUUGAAUGCACUGAUGACACAGGAGGUCUUCCUAUCUGGUCGCCUCGCCAAUGAACCAGGGAUUGGGCUCUGGAAAAAGGACUUCAAAGGCCGUUCCUUCUUGCUUAGCAAAACCCUUGGAUUUGACAGCAUUUAUGGAAGGGAUAUAGCUGCGGAGAACGAAAGUAUUCGUCAGCUUGUGGACCCUGGGCCACACGUUCUGCUUCUUACCAUAAGAAACCCCGAUGAAGAUGUGAGUAUCCUGAAGGACUACAAGCACAUUUUCAAGGACAACCUGUUCCAGUUCUUGAUUGUUGUGUUUGCUGGAAAGAAAGACCUAGACAAGAAAGGCAUGUCCAUUGAUGCCUAUGUGCGUUCUAUGGGUCAUGGGGAUUUGUCAAAUGCGCUUGUUGCAGCUAGAAAUCGCUACAUUGUUGUCAACCCUGAUGACAGAAAACCAUCCUAGAUUUCGGGAAAAACUCUUUAAGAUGAUACGUGAUGUUGGAUUUGCAAAUGGCUACCAUUAUCUCACUUUAUCCUAAGAUAAACAGAGUGGUCCAGUGGAUAGAGCGUCUGCCCGUCGGUGGUUUGACCCCAGGCCGUGUCAUACCAAAUGGCGUUGAUUUGUAGUACUUGUUGUUUCCCUGCCCGAUGCUUUGACGAAU
Molecule: messenger RNA, 2237 nt
Organism: Haliotis rufescens (red abalone)
Lineage: Eukaryota; Metazoa; Mollusca; Gastropoda; Lepetellida; Haliotidae
Product: protein PML-like
Exons: 3
Coding region: 413-2038 (541 amino acids)
Biological process (GO): positive regulation of DNA-templated transcription
Cellular component (GO): chromatin; nucleoplasm
Molecular function (GO): zinc ion binding; GTP binding; ubiquitin-protein transferase activity
Source: RefSeq, a predicted model, not a curated record